AUGGCCAGCAACCGCGUCGACGAAGUUCAAAACACUUUGGAUUGCAAAGAACGACCCUCAACUGAGUACAAGGAUGCACCAAAUGCAGAGUUGUUCAUUGAUCCUAUCGAGGAAAGGAAUGUUGUGAAGAAGCUCGACCGCGUCAUUCUUCCAAUCAUGUCCGUUGUCUACUUCUUUCAAUACCUUGACAAGCAGAGUAUCAACUACGCUGCAGUCUUUGGGCUAUCCGAGGAUCUGAAGCUUACCGGCUCUCAGUUUUCCUGGUGUGUGUCUCUUUUUUACUUUGGACAGCUUUGUUCCGAGUAUCCUGCCGCGUACUUGAUGAGUCGCUUGCCGAUUAUUCGUUUUGUUGGCGUCACUAUCAUUCUUUGGGGCAUUGUCGAGAUGUGUCUGGGUGUUUCCCAGAACUUCGCUAGUCUCGGGGCAAUUCGCUUUCUGUUGGGUUUCACAGAAGGCGCAGUUUCACCUUCGUUUAUGAUCAUCACCAGCAACUGGUAUAAGCGAAACGAACACCCCGUUAGAAUCGCAACGUGGGUGUCUAUGUUUGGCGUCUCUCAGAUUGUCGGUGCUCUAUUGAUGUAUGGUAUCGGUAAUGGAGUCCACACAAUUGCAACUUGGAGGGUCCUGUUCUUGGUCUGUGGCGGCCUUACUAUCGCUGCAGGAGUUCUCUUCGUUUUCGCCAUGCCGCUCGACACCAAUAAAGCGUGGUUCCUCAACGAGCGAGAACGCUACAUUGCUACCAAGCGGCUCGCUCUCGAUCGAGCUACCCGCGAUCGAGCUCACUUCGACGUGGCUCAAGCAAAAGAGGCCUUGACGGACCCCCGAACUGCUCUAUAUGCUUUAAUGGCACUUUUCAUCACACUUCCCACACCCAUUGUCAAGUUCUCGUCCCUAGUGAUCAAUGGCUUCGGUUAUAGCAAGUUUGAGACCAUGCUUGUCGGCUUGCCCAGUGGAGCUAUUGCCUUUAUUUUGGUUUGGAUUGGCGGUCUAGGACCACGAUUCUUUCCUAACACGCGUUGCCUUUUUGGAGUGUUCCUUGCCAUGGUACCCAUGUUGGGUAGCUUGCUGCUUGUGGUCCUCCCGUCCCAUCUCAGCUGGGGCAUCGUUGCAAGCACUUGGCUCGCCGGUAGCACAGCACCACCUUUGGGCCAGGUUGUCGGUCUGAUGGCCUCCAACGUCAAAGGCAACACUAAAAAGUCCGUCGUGAGCGCCGUGUUUUUCAUCUUCUACUGCAUCGGAUGCAUUGUCGGUCCACAGCUUUGGCAGAAAGAAGAUGCACCGCGUUAUACGAAGGGCUGUAUCACUAGUGUUGUGAGCUUUGGAUGUCUCAUCAUUGCUCUCUUCGUCCAUUAUUUUACUUCCAAGAUUACCAACAAAAAGCGGGACAAGCUUGCUGCAGAGUCUGGUGAUGAUUACCUGGAAGGUGUAGAGACUGAUUCCGACUUAACAGAGCAAAAAGAUAAGGGUUUCAGAUAUACUCAUUAA
Colletotrichum truncatum is the source of this 1485-nucleotide messenger RNA. RefSeq names its product pantothenate transporter. Gene Ontology annotation, cellular component: membrane. Gene Ontology annotation, biological process: transmembrane transport. Gene Ontology annotation, molecular function: transmembrane transporter activity. Lineage: Eukaryota; Fungi; Ascomycota; Sordariomycetes; Glomerellales; Glomerellaceae. The record is from RefSeq and is a predicted model, not a curated record.